GUACAGUUGAGAGUAAAGCCUACAUUCACUAUGAGUUUACAGUUUCCAAUAAUGUUCUUCAAAUGAAUGCUAUAAACAGCAAUUAUGCUGAUCCAAACAACUUGAAAUUUGAAGAAAUCAAGAUACUGGGAGCGCUCCAGGAAAUAACAGCAGUUAUUGUAUCUCAGAACAAUGUUGUGGAAAAUUCCCCACUUAAUAUCACUUAUUAUCCUCUAGAAAAGGUUGCUCAUAUAACAGGACUUCAGCUUGAACUGGGAAAAUCUUACACGGUAAAAUGGACUCAACAACUGAGUGUCAAUGAAAGGUUUAAUUGUUAUCCCAGUCCUAAUCCAACACAAGAAAAAUGUGAACAACUUGGCUGCAUCUGGGAACAAGUAACGUCAAACUUGGAUAUUCCACCCUGCUAUUACAGCUCUGACAAUGCUUACUCUGUAGACAAAGUAGAAUACACCUCAUCAGGUUUGGCAGCCAACCUCACCUUAAAUAGUACCAAGACCAGAGCUAAUGAGAAUUUCACUACACCGAUUAGUACACUCCGCUUGGAGGUGAAAUAUCAUCUCAACCACAUGCUGCAAUUUAAGAUUUAUGAUUAUCAAAAUGCACGAUACGAGGUUCCGGUACCACUAAAUCUCCCAAGCUCCCCAACGAGCACGGACAAGGAAAGACUCUAUGAAGUAUCAGUUCGGAAAAAACCAUUUGGUAUACAGGUUCAGCGCAAAAGCACAGGAACAGUCAUCUGGGAUUCACAGCUGCCCACCUUCACGUUCAGCGACAUGUUCAUUCAGAUUUCUACCCGCUUAGCAUCCCAGUAUAUAUAUGGAUUUGGAGAAACUGACCACACCAUGUUUCGACGUAACAUGAGCUGGCACACUUGGGGAAUGUUCACAAGGGAUCAGCCUUCUACUUACAAGUUGAAUUCCUAUGGUUAUCAGCCAUUUUACAUGGCUCUUGAAGAAGACGGCAAUGCCCAUGGAGUUCUCUUGCUUAACAGCAAUGCAAUGGAUGUGACGUUCCAGCCGACCCCUGCCCUGACGUACCGCACCAUUGGAGGAAUUCUCGACUUCUACAUAGUUUUGGGCCCAACACCUGAACUUGUUGUUCAGGAGUACACUGCACUUAUUGGACGACCAGUCAUGCCACCCUACUGGUCUUUGGGGUUCCAGUUGUGUCGUUAUGGAUACAGGAAUGACUCAGAAAUCGCCCAGCUGGUGGAGGGCAUGAAGGCGGCUGGGAUUCCCUAUGAUGUUCAAUAUGUAGAUAUUGACCAUAUGGAAAGGCAACUGGACUUCACCAUUGGCACACGUUUUGCUGGAUUACCAGCUCUGAUUAACAGAAUAAAAGAAGAAGGAAUGAGAUUUAUCAUUAUCCUGGAUCCAACCAUCUCUGGAAAUGAAACCAAUUAUCCUACUUUCUCAAGAGGUGUGCAGGACGAUGUCUUCAUAAAAUGGCCCAAUACCAAUGACAUUAUAUAUUCCAAGGUUUGGCCAUUUCUUCCCAAUGUACAAGUCAAUGAGUCACUGCCCGAGCAAACCCAAAUACAGAUCUACGGAGCACAUGCUGCUUUUCCAGACUUCUUCCGCAAUUCCACAGUGGGGUGGUGGAAGAGAGAAAUCCUGGAGUUCUACAGCAAUCCCACCAACCCCUCGAGAAGCAUCAAGUUUGACGGCCUGUGGAUUGACAUGAAUGAACCAGCAGCUUUUCUGAACGGAGCCAUUGAUGGUUGUAGAAAUGACCUCCUAAAUAUGCCACCAUAUAUACCUCAUUUGGGCUACCGGUCAGACGGAUUAACUGUCAAAACUCCAUGCAUGGAAGGUCAACAAUAUCUUCCAGAUGGUACCCCUGUUAGACACUACGAUGUCCACAGUCUGUAUGGAUGGUCACAAACAAAACCUACCCUAGA
Molecule: messenger RNA, 1900 nt
Organism: Fulmarus glacialis (Northern fulmar)
Lineage: Eukaryota; Metazoa; Chordata; Aves; Procellariiformes; Procellariidae
Product: maltase-glucoamylase, intestinal-like
Exons: 15
Biological process (GO): carbohydrate metabolic process
Molecular function (GO): carbohydrate binding; alpha-1,4-glucosidase activity
Source: RefSeq, a predicted model, not a curated record